UUUAGAUCCUGUGAGCGCUCCUGUCCUCCCCAGCUGCGGAAGAAGUGACGUCACUCUGGAGGCUGGACCAACAUGGCGGCAGUUAUGAGGCUUGUCAACAGAAGCACUUUAAGUUCUUCAAUGGGUCAGCAGUAUCUGGCGUUUAGCUCCGCAUCAAAGGCUGGUGUAAGAGGGGGCCAAAGACUUCCAGAAAAGGUGAAGAUAGUGGAGGUGGGACCCAGAGAUGGCCUUCAGAAUGAAAAGACUGUAGUGCCGACAGAGACAAAAAUUCAUCUGAUUGACAUGUUGUCUGCAUCUGGGCUGCCAGUCAUCGAGGCCACCAGCUUUGUAUCUCCAAAAUGGGUUCCCCAGAUGGCGGACCAGGUGGAGGUGAUGAAGGGGAUCUCUAGGAGACCUGGAGUGUCUUACCCUGUCCUCGCCCCCAACCUCAAGGGUUUCCAGGCUGCUGUGAAGGCAGGAGCCUCAGAGGUAGCCAUAUUUGGUGCUGCAUCGGAGCUGUUCAGUAAAAAGAACAUAAACUGCUCAGUGGAUGAGAGUUUACAGCGCUUCGACGAGGUUGUGAAGGCAGCCAAAGAGGCUGGUGUGCUAGUUAGGGGUUAUGUGUCAUGUGUUCUUGGAUGUCCUUAUGAAGGUAAAGUGGCACCUGAAAAAGUUGCACAUGUAGCUAAGCGUCUGUACUCCAUGGGCUGCUAUGAGAUCUCCCUCGGUGACACUAUUGGAGUGGGGACUCCAGGUAGCAUGAGUGAAAUGCUGGAGGCGGUGAGCAGGGAGGUGCCAGUCAGUGCCUUGGCAGUGCACUGCCACGAUACCUACGGCCAGGCCCUGGCUAACAUCCUUGUUGCCUUACAGAUGGGAAUCAGUGUGGUAGACUCGUCAGUAGCCGGACUGGGCGGCUGUCCCUAUGCCCAGGGGGCUUCUGGGAAUGUUGCUACUGAAGAUGUAGUCUAUAUGCUGCACGGACUUGGGAUUCAGACAGGAGUGGACCUCUCAAGGCUGAUGGAUGCUGGCGCUUUCAUCUGUCGAGCCCUCAACAGAAAGACCAACUCCAAAGUGGCACAGGCCACUUGCAAACUGUAGACAGAAGUCUAACUAUGGGCUCUGUUACAGACUAUACACUACAUAAUCAAGUAAAAUGGAAUCGCCAUCUUCUGUGUGUUCUGUUCACCCCAUUUCAAUUUUGGUUUGAUUCAUCCUCUGGUGAUAUGAGAAUAUUGCUUAAAGAUUUGGACAGGGCAGACCCCUCCUUUUGUUUCAGAGGAAAAUCUCUGAUUAGAUCCUUGCUACAUGAUAGCAUAGCUGGAACGGUGCCUUAUGUAAAGUCAGUCUAAUCAUUCAGAUCCUACUGAUCAAAAGCCAUGCCUUCACCUGUUUCUUUAAUAGCGUGCUUACAUUACUUUCUGGACAGUGGUUACACCAACAUGAAGCACAGACUUUGUCUAGAAUAAUAAAUUAACCAGUAAAAAUGUCCUAGGGAAUGAUAAACUCACUGUUGAUGUCAAGCACAGGCAGAAGUGUUGUUUUGACUUCUAUCGUCUGAUGUAUGCAGUGAUCACUGUCUUCAAAUGAAUUACGUAUAGGGAGCAUCUAUGGAAAAUCAGUCUUCAUGAACUUGGGCAUUGUACUGGCUUGGGGAAAAUGUUGAUGUGCUGUAUUCCACUGAUUUUAAAAUAGAUUUUUAAAUUUAAAGUUUUAGUUGUACUAUAUGUUUAAGUAUUUAUUUUUAAAUGCUUGUCUUCAGAUUUAACUUGUAUGUACCCAAAAAGACUGUAAAGUUUUAAAAUAAACAUUAUUUCUUCAAUAACA
Messenger RNA from Scatophagus argus, 1803 nucleotides. RefSeq names its product 3-hydroxy-3-methylglutaryl-CoA lyase (gene hmgcl). Gene Ontology annotation, molecular function: hydroxymethylglutaryl-CoA lyase activity. Gene Ontology annotation, biological process: ketone body biosynthetic process; L-leucine catabolic process. The transcript is spliced from 9 exons. The record is from RefSeq and is a predicted model, not a curated record. The coding region runs from base 73 to 1077 and encodes 334 amino acids. NCBI's taxonomy places the organism in Eukaryota, Metazoa, Chordata, Actinopteri, Scatophagidae.